This is a messenger RNA of Thyridium curvatum, 525 nucleotides long. RefSeq lists its product as uncharacterized. The transcript is spliced from 3 exons. The record is from RefSeq and is a predicted model, not a curated record. The coding region runs from base 1 to 525 and encodes 174 amino acids. Lineage: Eukaryota; Fungi; Ascomycota; Sordariomycetes; Thyridiales; Thyridiaceae.
AUGCUUUCCCUCCUCACCGCAAUUCCCUCCCUCUUUGCCCUCAGCAUCAACGUCAACUUUAGCUCCGCUGCACACGCCGGCUUCCACGUCCAGUUCCCAUGGAGCUCCCGUGGCCCAAACCCCAAGACUCGCCCAGAGAUAGAGGUGUAUGACCCUUUCUGCGGCUACCCUCGUCUCUCGCGCACCUUCCUGUCGUUCUCAGGACAUCCGGGGGAUAUCGUAACGGUCCUAUAUACCAGAAACAGGGCGCCGAAGAAGAGAGAUGACUUUCCCCACAUCAUCCUUCAGGAUGUACCCAUACAGCCUUCAGGCCAGCUGUGUGUGAACGUCACGAUCCCGUUUCAGACAGAGGUCAACGAGAUGGGAGUCAUGUAUUUCGAGGGAAAGGAUCCGCAUACAGGCAAUGUGGAAUACCAUUGCUCCGACGUCAGGAUGGCUGAUAAAGAGGCCCUUCCCGAGGAACAUCCGGCAAUGUGCGCGGGAAACAAUGAGACUCUUAUCCCGAUGCCGGAUGAGUACCUGUAG